Messenger RNA from Microdochium trichocladiopsis, 2214 nucleotides. Its product is annotated as DEAD/DEAH box helicase. The record is from RefSeq and is a predicted model, not a curated record. Lineage: Eukaryota; Fungi; Ascomycota; Sordariomycetes; Xylariales; Microdochiaceae. The transcript is spliced from 2 exons. Gene Ontology annotation, biological process: maturation of SSU-rRNA. The coding region runs from base 1 to 2214 and encodes 737 amino acids. Gene Ontology annotation, molecular function: nucleic acid binding; ATP binding; RNA helicase activity. Gene Ontology annotation, cellular component: 90S preribosome.
AUGGACAUUCUCAAAAUCCUCUCGCGCGGCACCAAGAAAUCGGCAGCCCAGAAUGUCCCUGCCGCCGCCAAGCCCACCACGAAAAAGGUCGCCAACCCGCAGCUUUACAAUGAUCCCACGCGAGGAACGAAGCGCAAGCGCAUCGAGCAGCCUCUACCCGAGCAGGCGACCAGCGAUGCCGACGAAGAUGUGGACUUCUUUGCGCCCAAGGACUUGAACAAGGUCACCUCCAAGGAAGAGGCUGGCGACCACCAAGGCCCGUCCUCGCAGUCUACCGCCAAGCAGGAACCGCAAGCGCCCGCGCUGCUCGACAACGACGAAGUCCGACAAAUCCUCAAGUCGCACCGGCUCAAGUUCACCCUCCUCUCGUCCCAUGAGGAGGAGCGCGCUGCAAAGGUCAAAAAGUCAAAGAAGAAGCAGAAAACAGCGGUUCCCGCAAAGUCGAAGGACACGAAGCGGUCCCUCUACCCACAGCCCUUGACCUCGUUUACCGAGCUGCGAUCCACCUACAACGUCUCGGCGAGAGUAUGCAGCAACCUUGCAAAGCAGGGCUUCCGCCUGCCAACCGAAGUCCAGCUGGCAAGCCUGCCGCUGCUGCUCGACCCUUCGCGGGCACUGCGCUCGUCGGCCGACGACCUGGAUUACAACAACGGCAUCGACUUCCUCGCGGUAGCGCCAACGGGCAGCGGCAAGACCCUGACGUUCUUAAUACCGAGCAUCAACGACGUCUUGCGGAGGCGCGCAGAGGGUGCGACACAGCAGGAAGGGCCGAUUGCCAUAAUCAUUGCGCCGACGAGGGAGCUUGCACACCAGAUCGCGAACGAAGGCAAGAAGCUGGCGCAAGGGACCGGUGUCAAGAUUGUUGGCAUGAAGAAGGGCAUGGUGAUACCUGCAGAUGGUAGCAAGACUGACGAUGAGGAGAUGGCAACGCAGGAGGACAAGUCAGACGGCGAGGACGGCUCAAGUGGCUCGGAAGACGAGGCAGAUUCAGGCGACGAGAGGACGCCCAAGCAACAGACAACGACAAAAGCCGACAUUCUCGUGACGACACCAAUGAUGCUUCUCAACUUCCUCACCAAGGGGUCGAUAUCCAGGAAACUACCCUCGGUCAGAUCACUCAUCCUGGACGAGGCCGACGUCCUGCUCGACCCGCUCUUCCGCAACCAGACAAUGGGUAUCUGGAACGCCUGCAGCAGCCCGUCGUUACGAGUGACGUUGUGGUCGGCGACCAUGGGCGCCAACAUCGAGAGCCUUGUCGCAGACCAGCUCAAGCCGCGCACCACCGCACCGCUCGUCCGCCUGGUCGUCGGCCUCAAGGACACGGCCGUGCCCAGCAUCAAGCACAAGCUCAUCUACACGGCCACGGAGCAGGGCAAGCUCUUUGCGCUGCGCCAGCUCCUGCACCCAAACUCGUCCUCCAGCUCGACCGUGCCCGACAUGCGCCUGCCGUUCCUCAUCUUCGCGCAGACCAUCGACCGCGCGACCGCGCUGCACAACGAGCUGCAGUACGACAUCCCCGUCGAGGCGGGCGGGUCGACGCGCAUCGCCGCGCUGCACUCGUCCAUGUCAGAGUCGGCCCGCGCGGCCGUCAUCACGCGCUUCCGCGCGGGCGAGAUCUGGGUCCUCAUCACGACGGACCUGCUCAUGCGCGGGAUCGACUUCCACGGCGUCAACGGCGUCAUCAACUACGACGUGCCCACCUCGGCGGCCGCGUACGUCCACCGCGUCGGCCGCACCGGCAGGGCGGGCCACGGCGGCUGCGUCGCCGUCACGCUCUACACGACCGAGGACGUCGCCCACCUCAAGACCAUUGCCAACGUCAUUUCCCUCAGCGAGAAGCAGGCCUCCGCCGCCGCAACGACGACUGGGGACGCCAAGUCGUCGGCGUCCGAGAUCGACACCGCAGUGCCCAAGUGGCUCAUGGACGCCCUGCCCAAGGUCGGCAAGGACUCCAAGAAGAAGCUCCGCGAGCGCGGCGUCGAGUCCCGGCGCAGCAGACCCGGCGGUGGUGGUGGCGGUGGUGGCGGUGGUGCGGCGAGAAUCACCUCCAAGAGCGCAUGGGAGAGGAGGAAAGAGCACAACCGGCGCGGUGCGAUCGAGGGGAGCAAGAACCGCAAGAAGCAGGCCGCCGCUGAGGCGGAGGCGGGAGGAGGAGAAGCCGGUGGCGGCGGCGGUGGUGGCGGUGGUGACGAGUGGGGAGGUCUGGACGAUUGA